AAACAUAAAACAAUCAAAAUAUUGCACAUGCCCAAUUCAUGAUCUCCUUUUGCUAAUUUCCUCACUUUAUAUUUUCCAUUUUUCCAAAGGGUUUAAUUAAUAUCCCAUGGCCAAAAAUGGCGUUAACCUAACCAUGUUCUUCCUGUUCAUCAUAACAUACUGCUAUUGGGAGAGCCACGUGAAACUCGCUGACUUCAUCACCACUUCUCCAAAUUCAAUCCAUCUUAUCAAAGACAUUUUCAUACUCGCCGGACAAAGCAACAUGGCGGGGAGAGGCGGCGUGAUCGAAAGAAACUGGGACGGAAUAAUCCCACCGGAAAUCCAGUCCAGUCCCGGAAAGAUUCUACGAUUGGGUGGUGAUCUGAAUUGGGAAGACGCAGAAGAACCACUUCAUGCCGAUAUCGACGUCAACAAGACUUGUGGAGUUGGGCCAGGAAUGGCGUUUGCGAAUGCGCUGAUCGACGGCGAUCCACGGCGGUUUCCGGUGGUGGGGUUGGUGCCGUGUGCUAUUGGAGGGAGUGGGAUUGAUGAGUGGUCGCGUGGUGGGAGACUUUACGAACGGUUAAAAAGGAGGGCGGCGGUGGCGGUGGAACGCGGCGGAGAGAUUAGGGCGGUGUUGUGGUUUCAAGGGGAGAGAGACACGAUUAACAUAACCGAUGCUGAAUCGUAUAAAGGAAAAUUACAGAGAUUAUAUAUCGAUUUAAGAACUGAUCUAAAUUCGCCUUUGCUUCCCGUGAUUCAGGUUGCUUUAGCUUCUGGUGAAGGAUCUUAUGUAGAAAAGGUUAGAGAAGCUCAACUUGGAAUCCAGCUUCCGAAUGUAAUAACAGUUGAUGCGAAGGGACUACAACUACAACCGGAUGGACUUCACCUCAGCACCCAAGCCCAAGUUCAGGUCGGGGAGAUGAUGGCUCAUGCAUAUACUACAUUCCGAUUGUUGUCACUAGUUACAGGAGAUUAAUUAAGAAUCCUUGUGAAUAAUACUGUUAUUGUUAUACAUAUAAUGAUCUGUGCAUACUUUUUUUUUUUUUUUUUGAAAGUAUAGAGAUACCCAUUCAUGGCUUAGUAAA
Messenger RNA from Lactuca sativa (garden lettuce), 1067 nucleotides. Its product is annotated as putative carbohydrate esterase At4g34215. NCBI's taxonomy places the organism in Eukaryota, Viridiplantae, Streptophyta, Magnoliopsida, Asterales, Asteraceae. The record is from RefSeq and is a predicted model, not a curated record.